UGCGGUGGUCGUGCUGCUGCUGCUGCGAGGCGGGUGGUGGCUGCGGCGGCGGCGGCGGCGUCGGCGGCGGGGCCGGCGGGCUGACUGACCGUCCGCCCGGAACCGCCGGCCUCCUUAGCGUCGCCGUCUUCUCCUUGUCGGCGCUGCAAAAUCAUCGAACAAUGAGUGGACCGAACAUCGGCAAAGCUGGGAGACGCGUGCGCGCGCGGCCAACGAGUUGUAGUGAUGUAAGGCGAUACGCGCGGCUAAUCGAUCGAGCCUGCGCGAGUGUGCGUGCGUUCGCCUGCGCAUUAUUGCCGAGAUAAGAUACAGAGCAGAGACGAGUGGAGCUGCCGAAUUGUCCGAGAGGCGCGAGGCGCAGGUACGCUUGCAGCAGAGUGCGCAAGCGGCGGCGGUGGCGGCAGCACGUGGCCCGAGUGUCGACGGACGACGAGCGAGGAGGAGAGUCAGCUGGCGGUUGGCUAAUCAACAGGCUGGCGCUCUGGGCGCUCGCGCGCCCGUCGGUCUCGCGCGCUCGCUCGGGCAGCGCGUCGCGCACACUCGUCGUCGCCGUCAGUUGGCUGUCGGCUGCGCGCGCGAGCGAUACAUAAGCGCCGCGGAGGGACGCAGGAGGCGCGAGGACAAGAGGAAGAAGAUAACGCGCACAAUCAAAGCCCGCUCGGCCAGGCCGCACGCACUCCCACUACUGCCGGCCGAUUCCGAUUCGCGCGCGACCGAAAAACGCAGAGCAGUCGAGGCGACGACGCGGCGCACGAGAUGUCCCGACAGAGCUCCUUCAUCAGGAAGAACAGCAGCUCGGCGGCCGUAGCCCCGUUCGGCCAGUCGUCACCGGGCCCCGAGGUGCUGCCCCUGCCGGCGGGCAAGGAGCCCGCCUACCGCCAGGAGGGUCGCAAGAUCUACCAGUACCUGGCCACUGUCAUCGCCGGCUCGAUCAUGGCCCAGAGCGGCAUGAACCUGGGCUGGACGUCGCCCGUGCUGCCCAAUCUGUGCAACAACGCCAGCAGCUUCGUGCCCGAGAUCGCGCUGGCGUACGAGGACUGCGAGGGUUCGACGCCCGCCGCCUGGAUCACCUCGCUGAUGCCGCUGGGCGCGAUCGUGGGCGCCGUGCCGAUGGGCAAGGCGGCCGACCUGUGGGGCCGCAAGCCCACCAUCGGCGUGACCGUGAUCCCCUUCCUGAUCUGCUGGCUACUGGCGCUAGCCGUGCCCUUCCUCGGCGAGGGCCUGCGCAUCCCCGUGCUCUACGUGGCGCGCUUCCUCGGCGGCAUCGGCUCGGGCGCCGCAUGCGUGCUCGUGCCCGUCUACAUCGGCGAGGUGGCCGAGCCGCGUAUCCGCGGCACCCUCGGCACUUUCUUCCCCAUCUUCUUCUCGGUGGGCAUCGUCUUCUCGUACGCGGCCGGCGGCUACACCUCCUACCUGGUGUUCAACGGGCUGUGCGCCGGCCUGCUCGUGCCCUUCCUCGUCUCGGUGGUGGUGCUGCUGCCCGAGUCGCCCUCCUGGCUGGUGCAGCGCGGCCGCAAGCACGAGGCCGUGCGCGUGCUGCAGUUCCUGCGGGGCGAACGCUACGACGUCAACCAGGAGAUCGCCGAGAUGCUGGAGGAGAGCGAGCAGUCGUCGGUGAAGGAGGGCGGCUUCCACGACCUGCUCUGCACCAAGCCCGGUCGCAAGGCCAUCGGCACCUGCCUGGGCCUCAUGCUCUUCCAGCAGCUCUGCGGCAUCGACGCCGUGCUCUUCUACACCGUGGAGAUCUUCGAGAAGUCCAAGAGCUCUAUCCCGGCCAACAUCGCCACCAUCAUCAUCGGCCUCAUCGAGGUCGUCAUGGGCGUUAUCGUUGCGGUGACGAUCGACAGGUUCGGCCGCAAGCCCCUGCUCGUGUUCAGCGGCGCCGCCAUGACCCUCUGCCUCGGCGUCCUCGGCUACUACUACAAGCUCAUGGACGCGCACGACGGCAGCGCCGACAACAUCAAGUGGCUGCCGCUGCUCUGCAUCGGCAUGUUCAACGUGGUCUUCUCGCUGGGCUACGGCUCGGUGCCCUACUCCAUCAUCAGCGAGCUGUUCCCGCCCGAGACCAAGGGCAUCGCCGGCAGCAUCAGCAUCAUGACCAACUGGUUCCUCGUCUUCCUGGUUACGCGCACCUUCCACGACCUGUGCCACCUGCUCGGCCAGUCGGUGGCCUUCUGGAUGUUCGCCUCGGUGUGCGCCAUGUCGGCGCUCUUCGCCUACGUGUUCGUGCCCGAGACCAAGGGCAAGACGCUGCAGGAGAUCCAGGCCAAGCUGGCGCGCAGCCGGCGCGAGCGCCGCCUGGCCAGGCUGCAGCCGCAGCGCGCCAAGCAGCCGCAGGCCCAGCCGCUGGCCCCGGCCUGAGCGCGCGCGAGCCACGCGCCCCGUCCGCCGUAGUAUUCGCGCCACGAGACGUUCGCCGCUCGCGGCCGGCCUAUCAGACGAGUAUUCCUCCGCCCGCCGCUUCCCUCCUCGCAUCCCAGCCCCCUCCGGCGCGGCAUCCGCUCGGGGCGCCCGCCAAGCGAGUCGAUUGCUCCAAGCUGCGGUCGACCGAUCGGCUAGCUGGCCGGCCGAUCGAUCACCCAAGUCGCGCGAACUGUCCGUUACGUCUAGCCGGUGAGCCAGUCUCCGCAAGGGUAUCUCGGUUUACUGGUUACAUUAGGUCUUUUCCUCUCCCCCCCUCCCCUCUUACUCUCCCCGACCCUUGUGUGUGUACUGUAUUUAUUAUGUAUACGUACUCGACUGCUGCUGAAUAUCUGCCGAGCUGAUGACUGUAAAUAUGUGAUUACCAUUAACAGUGAAAAGAGGAACCGGGCCUUGGCGAAACUUGCCGAGAUGUGAUUGUCUGGCAAGCAAGGUUAUGUCUGUGUAUACUGGUAUACGAUGCGUAGUACGAUUAUUUUUGACGUGUUACGGGUUAUUACGUAAGAUGCUUUAGGGAAUAACGAUGUUUCUGCGCGCGACGAUAACUCAAUCGAGUCAAGAGAAUAACGACAAGCAAUGAAGAGAAUGCGUGCGUCGAUUUGAGAUGAUCGAGUGCAAGAAAACUCACCGCGAUGAGUGGGUCGUCGGCCGGCAGAGGCUAUCGAUGGCUAUGAAGUAGCCAAACUGCGCUAUCACGGGCGACGGACCUCUAGCGGCCUCCUCCUGUUCGUCCUCGCCCGGCAUCGUUAUCGUUACUCCGACUCUUUACUCGUGUACAUCGAGCCCUCGCCUCGGCUCGAUCUCCGCGUGCCUAUAGCGAUUGUUGUCUCUACUCGACUCUCGUCCUACACGCCAGACGCGAGAGUCGACCCGUGCCAGUGAGGCUGCCGGCGCUGGCCCGCUGUUUUCACAACCCACGGCCGUGUAUCGAUCGACCGAUCAAUAAACUUUUUGGAACUUUGUUCACUAGACUCAGUCGAACCACUGGCAUUUUGAUUCAUUGACCCAGUCCAAACAAAGGGGGCGAAGAUCCGGCGCUGCACGCGGUCUGCGACUGCGAGCUGGCCGCAGCGCUGCAGCAUGCGCCUGAUUCAGCGGCUUAUAAAUAGUGCCGACUAACCCCGCGCGCGCACGCCUCGCUAAUUCUAUCGCAGCGCCUCGCUCACGGCACCUUCGCCGCUUGCCGCCCGAUACCUUUUUCCGCUGGCAUGUCGGCCACAAGGUCAGCGCGGCUUGCAAACAAACCACCUCGGCGAGCGCGGAGCCGAGCGACCAGCGACUUUCUACUCGGCGUUCUCGUCGCGCCAAAAGUGGAGCGCCGGCUAGGCGGCAAGCCGACGAACGACAGGAGCAAUUCAAGCGGGUCUACGGGCCCGCGAGGGUCAACAGUCGCUGCUUCGGCAGUCAGCCGAUCAUUCGACAUUUCCUGCGCGCCUGUCAGUUGGGCGCCGACUGCGAGCAGCCCGAACUAUAUGAACGCCGAUCGGAGCACGUGUGCCGCUAAUUUAUGAUUGACGAUCGGACAGACGGAAGAGGAAGCGCGAGAUGAUGCCGAC
Phymastichus coffea is the source of this 3977-nucleotide messenger RNA. Its product is annotated as facilitated trehalose transporter Tret1-2 homolog. Gene Ontology annotation, cellular component: membrane. Gene Ontology annotation, molecular function: sugar transmembrane transporter activity. The record is from RefSeq and is a predicted model, not a curated record. The transcript is spliced from 3 exons. Gene Ontology annotation, biological process: carbohydrate transport; transmembrane transport. NCBI's taxonomy places the organism in Eukaryota, Metazoa, Arthropoda, Insecta, Hymenoptera, Eulophidae. Bases 757 to 2361 code for a protein of 534 amino acids.